AUGAAGACUGAGCGCAUCAAUUAUGAUCUGUUGUUUAUGUCUGCAGCAUACAUAAAUCACAAAUUUGUUGCGGAAUCUCAAGCACGAUCUGUAAAGUCAUCAUGUCUUCGACGAUGCCAUCGCUUAGCUGAAAAAACCGCCAGUUCAAAGAAAAGAACUACACCUUUGGAGCCUAGCCUCGUUUAUCAAAAACGAAUUCGAUUUCAGUCUUUGUUUAGUCAACCGCAAAUUCAUCGAUCAAUUUUGGCACCUGACCAACUGUCCCUAUGUCUUUCUGACCUGCAGGUAUUCCCCUCGUGUUAUGAGCUUUGCAAGGCAAGGAAAGUGGCAGACCAACGAGGCCUAACUGCACCUUUCUCUACCAAACAGCGCAUUCGAAAGGCAUUGAAAGCCAUUCCUGAGUGCUCAGUGUCUUCACCAAAUCAAAAAGUGGACUGGACCCCAAGAGAGGUGAACGUGACCUUUGGACAGUAUAAAAACACCAGUCAUUGGUACGCGAACAUAUCUUGGACACCUUUGAAUGAAACUUAUGGAAACUGGUCUGGUAUCGUGGUUAAACUUGCAGUAAAAAAUGCCCACCCUGAAGUGAAAGGCUUAAAUCCAGCAACUUGUUCUCAGCAUCCGAAGAAUCAAACAUUUCUUCAAGUUAAUCUCUCUUCCUAUGGAUAUAUUUUUCCAGAUAUUAUUUAUCUAAGGAUUGUUGCUCUUCCUUACUCUCCAAAAGAGGACUCCUCAGAUGUACAGUCAUUUAAACCACCUGUUCCAACGUCACGCACGCUUGUAGAAGAUACGACAGCGGGUUUCCUACCCACAGCGUCAACAAACUCUUCAAAAUUCAGUUGUGUACGGCACGAGUUUGGAGAAUACGAGUGGCAUCCCAAAAACAUCAAUGGACAUUUUUCCAAACGAAGUAACGGAGAAUGGGUUGUCAACAUUUCGUGGACACCUUUUAAAAAUGCCUCUUUCAACUGGACUAGCUACUACAUUCAAAGGGGUAUCGGCGGAAAUCAAAAGAAUGUCCUCAAAUUACAGUGUUUCAAAUUACCAAAGAACCAGACAUAUUUCAUCUUGGAUUAUGCCACUUAUGGUUGGAAAUAUCCUGAGCGAAUUGACGUCGCGGUGACUGCCUAUCCAUUCCCCAAACAUCUAGAUAUGUAUGCAAUGUCUCAUAUUACUCGAAAAAAAGAAGUUUCUAUUCCGGCAGCGACAGCAUCAUCGCCAACUUCAAGAACACUUGAGGUUGUAUUUUCUUCCGUUGGAGGUACGUUUUUUCUUGGGCUGUUCGCUUUGGUGUUGUAUCGAAAAUGUCGUAAGCCGCCAUCUUCAGUUACCAGGGAGACUGUAAGAAGAGCUUUUAAGUACCACGCAUUCAUAAUCUACAGCACGACAGAAUCUGAAUGGGUCAACAACGUCCUACUUUCGACGCUACAGAGCAACGGGUUUAGAUGCUGCAUACAUUGGAAAGAUUUUCAACCCGGCUCAGUGUUUGCUCAGAGCAUUGUUGAUAGUGUUCAUGAUAGCUACAAGAUCAUUGCUGUCGUAUCGGAGAGUUUUGUUCAAAAAAGCAUUUGCGGAUUUGAGAUAAACCACGCCAUAACACGAUUGAUGAACGAGGGCGAUGAUUGCUUGAUUAUAAUCAAAUACGACAAUGUGGAUCUCAAAGUCCAUUUGCCAUCUCUCUUGGAUAGGAGUUACAUUGACCUACCGAACGAAACUGACAGAUCGACAUGGGAGUCUAGGGUUAUAAGUGUUCUUCAAGAGGCAAUUAUCGAGGAGGAAGCCAGUGUUCAGAGUGAAGAGCACUCCAACAAUAAUUACGAACAUGACGGAAAUUCUUCGAGUGAUGACAGUUCACAGGAGUUAACGUGUUACUGUCAGUCACGUGGGUUGAUCACCACCCAUGAAACGCAUAGCGCCUGUAGGAGCUAAAGGACCAUAAUUUACCUGAUCCCCCCCUAGACUUUGUAAUAUUCUUAGGAUCCUCCCCCUCCACCCCCCCCCCUCAUUCGCCGUCAAUUUUCUGUCGUUCCCCCUGUUGUUGCAGUCUGAUUGGCUCUUGUCUAUGUGAUUUGUCCUACAGUCGCAUCAUUUUCUGAUCUUAAUCGAAAUUUUUUCCUAGCCACUAAAAAAGAACAACCAGUCCGAUUUCAAGGCUUAUCUAAAGUAAUCAAUCAAAUUUUAGGAAACUGAAAGACAACGUUAGCAACUUUUUUUACACACCAGCCCAGUACUGGAUCAAUAAAAUAUAUGUACAGACUAAAAAGUCAUGUA
Pocillopora verrucosa is the source of this 2271-nucleotide messenger RNA. NCBI's taxonomy places the organism in Eukaryota, Metazoa, Cnidaria, Anthozoa, Scleractinia, Pocilloporidae. The record is from RefSeq and is a predicted model, not a curated record.